AAAACGGAAGCAGCGAGCCCUGCUUCUUUUGCCCAGUAUCUUCGCUCUCUCCUGGUUGGUCAUCAGUUGCCUUUGGUCCUCCUCAGUUCCUUUGAUCCAAAAUACAACACACACCCCGGCCUACUGAGCGGCGGACUUCAACAAGAACCAAAGCUGCGCUUCAAGAGAGGAGCACCUGCUGCUGCAGAGUUUACUGCGGCUGGACACGGAGUUGAAGCAAGCGCACGUAGAAGAAGACCAACAACCCGGCAUCUACAUCUUCUUGAGCCACAAUGCCUGGCCCUGGAGGUUUCGGCCGCGGCGGCGGGUUUAGAGGCGGCGGAGGAUUCGGGAGAGGAUUCGGGAGAGGGUUCGGAUGGGGGCCGAGGUUCGGUGGUCCUUUGUUUGGUCCAGGCCCGGGGCCUCUUGGCUUGGUGGGUGCUUUGGCAACCGGAGCAGCCAUCGCCGCUGUAGUCGGCCCGCCCCCGCACCGCAGGUACCCCCCCCCGCCAGCCGGCUACAUCUACGUCGUGCAGGAGCCGCAGUCAGGGCAAGUAGGGCACGCGCCGCCUAGGGCGGUGCGAGCGGCAGAGACGCCGUUUAUCAUCAUGCGGGUCGCCUUGGCGUCGUACCGCACGGGACAGGGGGGAGAGGUGCUCUUCGAAGUGCAGAUCACCAUGAACGACGGUUACAAGUACGGUGUGCUGAGGCGCUACUCGCAGUUCGACCAGCUACGAGAGCGCGUUUCGCGGGUUAUUCGCACGACGACCCCGCCCUUCCCCCCCAAGAGCAGCAUCCGGAGCUCGACCGUGGGGCUCGGACCGGCUGACUUGGAAGAGCGGCGACAAAUGCUGCAGGCCUGGCUGCAGUCCCUCUGCACGGCGGCCUCCGCCAACACCCCGGCCCUCCGCGUGCCCCUGUACGACUUCCUCGAGACGGCCAUGUACUACCCGCCCGAAGCGCCCGUAACGUCGUCCGACCCCACCGCCGCCUCCGCCCAGCACACCGCCGUAGCCACUCCCGCCGCCACCACCGCUACCACCGGCGUACCGGUCGCCGCCGCCUACGCCGAGGCUUUGCCCCCCGCCGCGGGUACCAAGGGCGUCGGAGUUCCGUCCGCCGGCCCCCUGCCGCCGAAGCCGGACUCCACCGGAUACGGCUGGGCGGUACCCCCGGAGUCGCGAGACGCGUCCGACCUCAAGAUGGCCAUGGCCGGCCCGAGCGCGGCGGGAAAGCUUACCGGAGAGCAGGCGGCGGUGGCCUUGAGGACGGGGACCGGGGCCGGGCAGGAGGACUUGAGGGCCGUGUGGGCGCUGUCGGACAUCGACCAGGACGGGAUGUUGGACCGCGACGAGUUUGCCGUUGCGUGGUACCUGGCCCACCAAGCCGCGGCGGGCAACAAGCCGCCUGCUUCGCUUCCAGCCGACAUCGUGCCGCCUUCCAAGCGCCAAGCCGCACAGCACAGUUUGGCGAAUCCGUUCGGUUAGCCGGGGGAAAAGAGAGAUCAAACCCGCUUUCGGAGGGUACAAUCCGUUGUUUCACAAAACUCGUACGUGGUAUCAACGUAGAGUGGGUUUGAGCUGGCACGCGUUUUCGUUUUUUUUCUCGUGUAUUUUUUCCGUCGGCACCGAGUAAAAAGACGUAAGAGUACCCUCGUCGUCAGGACGCCCACUUCCGGGUGGGCAAUCAGCCUUCUUUCAUUGUAUACGGUGGUAUGGAGGUGUAGUCUCGCAACAAUUCCCGCCCCUCUUGGCCUCAGCCGGUGGCUUUGGAAUGAGGAUUAGGAUCCAGAGCGGGGUUUCUUAUCCAGAGCAGGAAAUCAACAUGAUAGCCCCGCUCAAUUCGUGUCUCCUCUGUAUAUUUGUACUUCGUCUACUGCAGUAGUGGCCGCGUCAUCUCGACGCCGGUCAUCCACAGGUAAAUAUUAUUUUCUCAGUUCAGGGUGUUGCCGCUGCGCCGGGUGUGUUGGAUAGAGCAUGGGUGGGGGCCCGAAAGGUGCGGUUGUGGUAUGCGUAGCAAGACGGUGACAUUGCUCACACCUGACUCGUGCCAAAAACGCAACGAGAGACGAGACUCGAGUUCCGGUUCUACAGUAGCCGCGUUCAUGUUCGUUUCGCACAAAGGGCAGAGAAUCAUCCAUGUCAAGAGGCUGAGAGGAGGGCGACAUGACUCGAAGUCUGCGGAUGCGAUGUUGAAUGACUGCUUUGGAGAACGGACAAACAAUCGAGCGUGGUCAUGUGUUUCAGGAGUGACCCUGUAAACGUCAAGACUCCGACUGAGGAGGACAACAUGCUGAUAAAUCGGCCGCUAAUGUUGCCUGGCUGUCCGGUGUUUAGAGGGGAAAGAACCAGGGAGGGC
Molecule: messenger RNA, 2337 nt
Organism: Ectocarpus siliculosus
Lineage: Eukaryota; Phaeophyceae; Ectocarpales; Ectocarpaceae
Source: the annotation of a GenBank genome assembly